GGUUACAGAAAAGAGCGAGAGAGGGCUCAUGGGCUGGUGGGCUAUUUAAACCAGAGAGGAUGGCCUCGCAAAGGCAGAGGUAACAACCAAGGUGAGGCCACUCAAAAAGAGUGAUAGUGAUUUCAUCUUCCCCAAUCUUUGUGUUUAGGGUUUCUGCAGCUUGUUUUGAUCAAUUCUUCUUCUUACUCCCCCCCCUUCUCUCAAACAUCCCGCUUCUCUGAAUCCCUUUCUGUCAUCGUCUGUCUUUCAACUUCUGUUUUGGGGAAGUAUAAAGCAGACCCGUGAGGGUGUUUUUUGAAAGCCAGGUGAUUCAGAAUCGAGAUCCAGCUUCUUUUUUAAGUUUUUUAUUUUUGGUUUUUGUUUUUGGUAAAGCUAGUUUUGGUUUUUUCUUUGAUCAAAACAACCAAAAGGGUUUGUUUUUCUGUCCCUCAGGUUGGUUUUGGUUCUUAUUUUGGUUUCUUCAGUAGAUUUAAUCUCUGUUUUUUAGCUUUUUUUGUCUUAAAAAUCUAACCUGCUCUUUAGUUUUGGUAAGAAACAGGUUGGUUUUGGAAAUAUUUUAUAUAUCUUUUUCGCUUGUGAUAUUGUGUGGAUUAGUUAUUGCAUACACAGCUGAGAAGGCAUGGCGGCAGCUAUAGAUACCUACGGUAGCAGGCUGGUUUUCUCAGAUCCACUUGGGGAAGAGCUAAUGAAAGCACUUGAACCUUUUAUGAAAGGUGCUUCAUCACCGUCCUCUUCUUUAAACCCUUUCCACUCUUUUUCUUCUUCGCCCUCUACCUCUACUUCAUCUUCUUUAUCUCCCCGUUCUGAAUCUUUUGCUUCUUCCUCUUCCCCAUCUUCUUCUCCUCCUCCAUCAACAUCAUCAUCAUCAUCAUCUUCUACUACUUAUUCUCUUUUCCCUCUCUGUUCUUCCUCUCAGCCCAACCUGUACCCUGAAUUUUGCUCACCAUCGACUACCCACGUGUUUUCUCAAGGGUUCUCGAGCCAGGACGAUAUGGGUUUCGAGCAAACAGGCUCAAUAGGGCUGAACCAACUCACCCCUUCCCAGAUCCUUCAGAUUCAAGCCCAAAUCCAAUUACAGCAGCAGCAGCAGCAGCAACAGCAAGCUGCUGCCAUGACCGCAGCUUCAAUCCAUAACCAAAGCUUAAGCCAGUGGAGCCAUCAACACCAAAACGUCAACUUUCUGAGCCCCAAAGCCAUACCCAUGAAGCAUGCUGGCUCAUCCCCAAAGCCCACCAAGCUUUACAGGGGAGUGAGACAGCGACACUGGGGCAAAUGGGUUGCAGAAAUCAGACUUCCCAAGAACAGAACGCGACUCUGGCUUGGUACCUUCGAUACCGCCGAAGAAGCCGCUUUGGCUUAUGACAAGGCCGCGUACAAGCUCAGGGGCGAUUUUGCUAGACUCAAUUUUCCGAAUCUCCGGCCCUCUCACGUAGCCGGAGACUUUGGCGACUACAAGCCUCUCCAUUCCUCCGUCGACGCGAAGCUUCAGGCUAUUUGCCAAAGUCUGGCCAAUUCCCAGAAACAGGGGAACACGGGGAAGAAGAACGCAACGUCGAAGGCGGCGACGGCGACUCCCCCGGCAAAGAUGGUCUUUGAUAAUUCACCGAAACCGGAACCAGAGUGUUCAGCGCCGGAGGAUUUGAAGCAGGAGACCUCGUCGUCGCCGGCUAUGUCCGAUGCGGGUUCUUCCCCUGAAUCUGAUAUCACGUUCUGUUUCUCAGAAUGGCCAUGGGAAGAGUCUGACAGUUUGAUGUUGGAGAAGUAUCCGUCGGUGGAGAUCGACUGGGCAUCUAUCUAGAUCCCCAUUAAAAUGUAGUAUCAGUAUUUUUGAUUCUCCCUUGUUCAAGUUGCAGUCCUUUCUAGGUGGGGUUGUGUUUUUUUGGCUUUAAGGUUUAGGUCUCUUGUCUUUGGAGUAGCUUCCUCUGCGAUGGGGUUUUUGACAUUGCAGGGGAGGUGACAGUGUUGAGUCUGGGUGGGGGGUCAGCCAUUAGAGGGUUCUAGGGUAGUUCAGAGGCUGUGUGAGGUACGGGUUUAGAGCUCUCCACCUGGGUCUGCUGGUAUUUUUUCUUGGUAGACCAGGGAGAAUUCCUAGUUACAUGUUUUGUAUUUGUAAUUUUGUACUUGCAGGUCAUUGUAAUUAGCGCUGUAUUUCAAUGUCCAUAUAAUGUACUUUUGUCUUCUGGCA
Messenger RNA from Malania oleifera, 2185 nucleotides. RefSeq names its product ethylene-responsive transcription factor RAP2-4-like. Gene Ontology annotation, molecular function: DNA-binding transcription factor activity; DNA binding. The transcript has a single exon. The coding region runs from base 620 to 1798 and encodes 392 amino acids. The record is from RefSeq and is a predicted model, not a curated record. NCBI's taxonomy places the organism in Eukaryota, Viridiplantae, Streptophyta, Magnoliopsida, Santalales, Ximeniaceae. Gene Ontology annotation, biological process: regulation of DNA-templated transcription.